Messenger RNA from Branchiostoma floridae (Florida lancelet), 1483 nucleotides. RefSeq names its product UDP-glucuronosyltransferase 2A3-like. The transcript is spliced from 5 exons. The record is from RefSeq and is a predicted model, not a curated record. NCBI's taxonomy places the organism in Eukaryota, Metazoa, Chordata, Leptocardii, Amphioxiformes, Branchiostomatidae. The coding region runs from base 59 to 1483 and encodes 474 amino acids. Gene Ontology annotation, molecular function: UDP-glycosyltransferase activity.
UUUACACAUUAUUGUACCUAAGCUUCCAUCACCUACACCAAGUACUGAUCUUGGCGACAUGAGAAGUAAGCUUCAUGGCCUGGUCGUUCUGUUGCUUGUCCUGGGUCUUCUGCCAACCCAGAGCACCAGUUCAGAGAAGGUUCUGAUUAUUCCCUACCCAGGUCUGUACAGCCACUGGCUAAUAGUGGCACAAAUCGGGCAGGCGUUGGUGGACAGGGGUCAUACAGUGACCGUAGUUCUUCCCAAGAACAUUGUGGACAAGCGACUGGCAGAGAGGCCCGGGUUUUCGUUCGAGGCCUUUCCAGACCAGGGAACCGGGACAAGAAUCAAGGAACUCAUAGACCAGAGCGUGGCGACGGCUGGGCAGACGUCUGUUCUUAAAACCUUCCAGUCAGGAAUGAGUAUGGCCGCAACGAUGACUAAACACUGCGAUCUACUACUGGGAGACACUACCCUGGUGGGGCGCUUGAGGGCGUCGCAGUACAGUGUCAUUAUUUAUGACACGAUAUUUCCCUGUGGCGCACUGAUGGCAGCUUAUGUAGACCCCAGGCUCCCCAUCGUCGCCGUCCUGCGUUAUGACGUUCACUUUCAUGACGAUAAGGCUACAGGAGUACCGCUUCCCCUGUCUUACGUAGCUUCGGUGGAAACAGAUUUCACCGAUGACAUGACUUUUGUACAGAGAGUUCAGAACGUUGGUUUUUACACCCUUGUCCACGCGGCGAGACGCUGGCUGGCCGGGAGCGUGUUUGACGGCGUGGCCAGGGAGUACCUCGGCGAGGGAGUGACUACACAGAGCGUCAUGUCCCGUACGACGCUGUGGCUGUAUCAGGUCGACCCCGUGCUGGAUUUCUCUCGUCCCACCAUGCCAAACAUGGUCCAUGUCGGCGGGCUGAAUGCACGUGAGGCCGCGCCGCUUGCCGAGGACCUGGAAGCGUUUAUGCAGUCUUCAGGAGAGGACGGAGUGGCUAUCGUCAGUUUCGGCUCGGUGGUGACGACCAUGCGGUCGGAACAGAUAGAAAUCUUCGCGUCAGCCUUCGCCCGACUCCGACAGAAGGUGUUGUGGCGGUACACGGGAGAGAAGCCGACCAGCCUGGGCAACAACAGCAAGCUACUGGGGUGGCUGCCUCAGAACGAUCUGCUGGGCCACCCGAAGACCAGAGUGUUUAUAACCCAUGCGGGUUAUAAUGGCGUGUGUGAGGCCCUGUACCACGGCGUUCCGAUGGUUUGUCUGCCGAAGUUCGGGGACCAACCCGGUAACGCCGCUCGGGUGGUGGCCAGAGGACUGGGGGUGAAGCUAGACAUCGGCACAGUCACUUCGGACCAGCUAUAUCAAACCAUUUAUCGUGUUCUCACUAAUGACAGUUACCGUCAGACGGCAGCCCGACUGUCUCGCCUGCACCGUGACCAGUCCCAGUCACCCAUGGAGCGGGCCGUCUGGUGGAUAGAACACGUCAACAGACAAGUCAUCCACAAGUCCGAGUAA